AAUAAUUACAUACAUAUAGCCAUAUAAAUUCAUAAGGUGUGGACUCAUAUGAGUAUUGCAACACCAAAUUAAUAAUUGGCAUUCCCAUUAUCUUCUAACAGCCGUCAAUUUUUUGAAAAAAAUUUCAAAUUUACAGACACUUUAGUAGAAUUGAAUUAAAAAAAAAAAAAAAAACGCUAUAAACCUUGUACUCCAGUUCAGUAAGUGAUAGAGUGAUAGCCGUUAGGACGUUACACAGGCUCAAAUUUCAAUUUUGAUCAGUGCCAACCCUAAACAAGAGUCAAUGGAAACAGGGUCGAUUGAAGUUGCAAAAGUCGGUGGCAAAUCCACCGUAUCCCGCUGUUUCUCCAAGUAUCCCCUCAAAUUCAUUGUACCCAAUAAGGUGGGUAAUAGAAAUGCUGAUUGCGUCUGGAUUUACUCUCUUAGCUAUGGAGGUGGAAUUGUUUCUGGUGAUUCAAUAAAAUGUAAUUUUACCAUUGGAGAUGGGUGCACUGCUGUGUUGACUACACAGACUUCAACUAAGGUAUACAAAUCUGUUGCAUCAAAGGGCUCAGAGCAAAUUUUGGAGGCACGGGUUGGACAUGAAGCGUUACUUGCUAUCAUUCCAGAUCCAGUGACAUGUUUUGCUACCGCAAGGUAUACUCAAAAGCAAGUAUUCAGGGUGCUGUCAGACUCAAACUUAUUGGUUGUUGAUUGGUUUACAAGUGGACGCUAUGAAAGCGGAGAAAGAUGGAAUUUUGAAUCAUGCAAGAGUACCAACAAUAUUUUCUGUGAAGAUGGCCAACCUUUGUUUCUUGAUACGAUACUGUUGGAGAAAGGAGCCACUAGCAGUAUUUCAGAGUGCAUGCAGGAUUAUCAAGUUACAGCAAUGAUCGUAGUAUUGGGACCAAAGAUGAAGCCAUUACAGAAGCAGGUUCAAAAAAAUGUAGAAAAUAUGAUGUCUGGAUAUUUUCAAGUCAAAACUAACAUUCCAAGGCUUAGCAUGAGAACAAGUUCUGAGGUUUGCUUCACAAAACCAAGCUUUAUUGCAUCGUGUAGUACCUUUGGCCCUGAGGGUGUUGGUCUUAUCGUCCGCAUAGCAGCUCUAACGACUGAACCUGUGUAUCAAUUUUUACACCAUCAGCUGGCUUGCUUAGAGCCAUAUCUUGGGGCCUGUCCAUAUACCUGAAUGCCCUGGUGAAAUUGGGUUCUGCAUCGGUAAUAAUUGGCAAUAAACUGCCCAUUGAUGUUAAUGCUGCAAUUAUAUGUUGAAUUUCAGUGAAGUCGAAUGAUUUGUUUGCUGACUCAGAAUCUAGUGCUACAUAUGCAAGCUACAAUGUCAUCAUAUUGAUUGAAACACAACUUUCAAUGGUUUUUGAACUGUCCUUGUGUAGGAUUUGAAAUUGUAUAGAGAAAAUGGAUUGGAUAAUAAUACCACAACUAGACAAUAAUAUUGUAUUUACUCUUCUCUUUGACACAAACCAAUACGACUCUGGUUCAACUUGAUUUUCCCUUCAUAA
Molecule: messenger RNA, 1499 nt
Organism: Chenopodium quinoa (quinoa)
Lineage: Eukaryota; Viridiplantae; Streptophyta; Magnoliopsida; Caryophyllales; Amaranthaceae
Product: urease accessory protein D-like
Exons: 8
Coding region: 284-1168 (294 amino acids)
Molecular function (GO): nickel cation binding
Source: RefSeq, a predicted model, not a curated record